Messenger RNA from Pocillopora meandrina, 566 nucleotides. The record is from the annotation of a GenBank genome assembly. NCBI's taxonomy places the organism in Eukaryota, Metazoa, Cnidaria, Anthozoa, Scleractinia, Pocilloporidae.
AUGGCGGUCGCUCCAAAACCAAAUGAAAUACCCCGUUUGACGAAUGGUAGAGGUAAUCUCUAUCGUGUUUCUCGACUGUUAAUCAGAGGAGGAGCCGAACUUUUGGCAGCAGGUGUCCACCAGUUUCUCUUCCACCAAUAUUGAAAAAUCAAGCUAUAAAAAAGCUGCUCAAAGCAGCAAAACCACAGCGGGACUGUCUAGAUUCCUCCCCAGGGGCGUACGGCAAAUCAAAAGAUUUUGAUGUCACUCUCCCCUUCUGAUUUCUGAGGACGAUUUGCAGCCUCAUCCCUCCCGUCACAGGGUGGGAUACUCAACCGUUGAAUACAGAUCACAGUUUGGAAGCAGUGUAUGAUCAUGUGAAGUCUGAUAUAUAGAUAGCAGAUGACUUCCAGUUCUUAUUUUUGUGGCGUGAAAUCAGCGAAGCCCUUGUAACAACUGCAGGCAAAAUCCACCCUUCAAAGAGGCAUGACUGGCAGGCAAUCAUUGAUAAGUUCUUGGACGAUCUCCUUAAUCAGAGGAUGAAAGAUAGGUACAGGAACUGUUCGACUGGUAUAAACAGGAUGUGA